Molecule: messenger RNA, 1217 nt
Organism: Cicer arietinum (chickpea)
Lineage: Eukaryota; Viridiplantae; Streptophyta; Magnoliopsida; Fabales; Fabaceae
Biological process (GO): negative regulation of DNA-templated transcription
Source: RefSeq, a predicted model, not a curated record
UCCAUGUUUAGUUAUGUGCUAACGUGGAAUUCUUGCAAUUAUGUGCGUGUCGUAUUAAAUAUGUAACUGGACCACCUAAUUCACACUCACUCGGAUUCAGUCAUAUAUUUCUAGCUAUCACCUUUGGUCCUACCUUCUUUUGGCCAUAGUCCUUUCAUGCCGGCCAAAUAAUCAAUUUCUUACACUUUAUUUCCCCAUUAUAAAUAAUCUCAACCUAUGGAAACUUAAUUAAUUCCACACCAUAUUAUUAUUCUUUCACAUAGUUCACUAAUUAUCAGCACAUGGCUAAACGCUUCAAGAUGAAAUUUACAAUCCCUUCAUUUCAAAUGUGUCGCUCAGAUGACAUUUCCUCUUUACCUGGAAACCCCGUUCCCGCAAUUUACCGUCUAUCUCCGGUAAACCCCAAAACACACGACACAGAGUACCCAAACCUCUCAGCUUCAUCACCGGAACACCAAUGCCACGUGUCAUCAAAUAUCAAAAAAUUUAAAUCCAACGGUCGAAAAAGUACUUCCAACGUUCUCUCGAAAAAGAGUGAGUUCCUUAUUGAUAAAAUCAACGAAGAAGAAAGUGAAACCCUAAUUUCUUGUUUAACAAGAUUUUCUGAGGACGAAUCUACGAUCAACAAUAAAACGGAAAACAGAGAUUUAAUUAGUGGAAAUAUAACGCAGAUUAGUAGUGUAAAGAAGGUUGAGAGAGUGAGGUUUCAUAGUACUAUGGAGAAUCGAAGAGGAAAAGAAACGAAGGGUGUGAAAAGUAGUAUGGAGGAGAAGGUGAAGGAGAGUUUUGCGGUGGUGAAAAAGUCGAAGGAUCCUUACGAAGACUUCAAGAAAUCAAUGGUGGAGAUGAUAGCUGAGAUGGAGAUAUACGAGACUGAGGAUUUGGAGCAACUAUUGCAGUGUUUUUUGGCUCUGAAUUGUAGGAAUUAUCAUGGAGUAAUUGUACGAGCUUUUAUGGAGAUUUGGAAGCAAAUGUUCGUUUGGAAUCCCAAGUCGCUUAAAAAUGUUCAAUUAGAUUUUCAAACCACGGAUGUAGAAAAGUAGAUUAUAACAAAUCUCUCGUCUAAGUGUUUUUUUUUUCCUUUUGAUAUCUUGUGUGUAUUGAAUUUGAGUAUGCAAUAUUAGUAUAUUGGACUGUUUCUUAUGGUUUUGUAGUCGGAUAUUACUUUUAUGUAUAAAAUAUAUAUAAAUAUUGUCGCAGGGAUAGUGUUCUUUGUA